This is a messenger RNA of Rhipicephalus microplus (southern cattle tick), 1020 nucleotides long. RefSeq names its product piggyBac transposable element-derived protein 3-like. The record is from RefSeq and is a predicted model, not a curated record. NCBI's taxonomy places the organism in Eukaryota, Metazoa, Arthropoda, Arachnida, Ixodida, Ixodidae.
AUGAGCCAAUUAAGGAACACUUCUAGCGAUGACAAGUUCUGGAAGGUGAGGCCGCUCCUUGGUGUCAUUAGGUCCCGGUGCCUUCAGCUUGAGGAGCUUGAGCAGAACUGCAUUGAUGAGCAGAUGGUGGCAUUUUCAUGGAUGGUCCCAGCCAAGCAGGCCGUGAAGAGCAAGCCAAACCCAGUAGGGGUCAAGAUUUUUGUGCGCUGCAGCACGGAUGGCCUGUCACAUGAUUUUGAGCUGUAUCAGGGCAAAGGCACAGGCAUCGACCGGGAAUUUUCCUUCCUUGGGCUGAGGGUGUGUGUUGUAAUGAGACUUGUGGAGUCAUUUCCGCGGCACCGCAAUCUCAAACUGUUCUUUGACAAUUAUUUUACGUCUGUGUUGCUUCUGAGGGAGCUGAAAUCAAUUGGAAUCCUUGCCACUGGUACAAUUAGGUCCAACGGGCUGCCGGGUUGUCAGCUGAAAGGAGAAAAAGAAAUGCGAAAGGACGAGCGUGGGAGCACCAACAUCAAGGUGACGGAAGCGGGAGACGUCGCUCUUGUGCGAUGGAAGGACAACAAUCUUGUGACGGUGGCCUCAACACAAGUUUCCACUGGGGAAACUAAGGCUGUUAGCAGGUGGAGCUCUUCAAAAAAGGAGCGCAUUGAAGUGGAGCGCCCACAGGCUAUACUUGAGUACAACCGCCACAUGGGUGGGGUUGACAAGCUUGAUUUUAUCAUGCCGCUUUACCACAUCCGAGCAAAGACAAAAAAAAUUGCCGCAGCCAUGCAGUCGACGCUCGCAGCCGUCGAUAUCUCGCGAGACAGCCACCGGCAAGGAUGGCUCGUUAACGAGCCGGCACUUCGGGUGUACGUCGAAGGUGGCCUCGUCGGGCACAUUCCGCCUAAGGCACUGCACAAGAGUAAACUCUCGUUCAAGCACGGCGAUGGCGCGGAACUGAUCGUUGCGGAUGGAGGCGAUAGGGGUGAGGCUGUUGUCAAACCACGAGUGGUCGCAUACCUUACAGCUGUGUCCGAAUGA